Molecule: messenger RNA, 627 nt
Organism: Schistosoma turkestanicum
Lineage: Eukaryota; Metazoa; Platyhelminthes; Trematoda; Strigeidida; Schistosomatidae
Source: the annotation of a GenBank genome assembly
AUGGCUGAGGAUGAUAUUGCCGCCCUUGUCAUCGACAACGGAUCUGAUACGUGCAAAGCUGGCUUCGCUGGAGAUGACGCUCCCAGAGCUGUGUUCCCUUCAAUUGUCGGGAGACCUAGACGUCAAGGAAUGAUGGUGGGUCAGAAAGACAGUUAUGUGGGAGAUGAGGCUCAGUCGAAUCGUUGUAUCCUGACACUGAAGCGUCCGAUUGAGCACGGUAUAGUGACUAACUGGGAUGAUAUGGAGAAGAUAUGGCACCACACAUUCUACAAUGAAUUGCGUGUAGCUCCAGAAGAACACCCAGUAUUGUUGACCGAAGCUCCAUUGAACCCGAAAGCGAAUCGUGAGAAGAUGACGCAGAUCAUGUUUGAGACUUUCAAUGCUCCAGCUAUGUAUGUUGCUAUUCAGGCGGUGUUGUCACUGUAUGCAUCUGGUCGUACAACUGGUAUAGUGUUGGACUCCGGUGAUGGUGUGACCCAUACAGUUCCAAUCUAUGAGGGUUAUGCAUUGCCUCAUGCUAUUUUACGUCUGGACCUUGCCGGCCGAUAUCUUACUGACUAUAUGAUAAAGAUGCUGACUGAGAGAGGUUAUAGUUUUACUACUACUACUACAGUUUUUAGAACGUGA